UACACUAAUGAUUAUUUUAUGAAAUAAAAUAAAUAUACAAGAGAAAAAUAAUAAGAAUAAAAUAAAAAAUAUUAUUCAUACGAGUGUUGAUGUUGAAAUAAACAUCUCUCAAAAAAAAAAAAACAACAAAAAGAAAAAAACAUUUUUAACAUUUUUGCACCUUUCCUGUGAUCUCUGAAUAAAGGAUUCUGCGUUCCAAUAAUAAAUUUUAGAAAAUCAUAUACACAAACAUUAUAAACAAAUACACACAAUAUACCAAUAACAACAACAAUAGUUUGGCAAAAAACAACAGCAAAACAACGAAAACAAAAAUAAAAUAUAAUAAAAGAAAUUCGCGGAUAUAUUGAAGAGAAGAAGAAUGUAAAAUAUCAGCAGUAGCAGCAGCAACAACAACAACAACAACAACAGCAACAAUAACAACACGUUAAAGAGCAAAAAACAAGAAGUACUAAAGAAGAAAAAGAGAUGUAGAAGAAGUAAAAGAAUCAGCAAAAGCACAACAAGAAAAAAAGGAUGAUAUAUUGCACUCCAUGUAAUGGAACAAAAAAAAAUUUUUUUAUAUAUAUAAAAUUGUUUUUGUUUUUUUUUCUUGUUUUCUUCUUGGUUACUCGGUGAUUGAAACGGUAUAUCAGUUUGCUCUUAUAAAAGGAGUAUAUAGUGUUUUCUGAAAAAUUAAACUUAUCUGACGCACAAUAAAACCUGGCAUGAAAAUUCAAUAGAAUAAAAAAAAAAAAUUGAUAUUAAAAAAGAGAUAAGAAGAAGAUAAAAAAAAAAUAUACAGAAAAAAAAAAAAUUUUUUUUUUUUUGUGAAAAGAAAAAUUUUUCUUCAUUAUUUUGUUUUUUUAUUUUAAAUUUUACUAAAAAAAAAAAUAAAAUUAAUAUAAAAAAUUAAAUUUUCAUUUGAAUUUCAUUUUAAAUGAAAAAAUUCAAAAGAAUUUUCUUAUAAAAUUAGAAAAAAAAAAGAGAAAGUGUUAAAAAAAAUUUUUUUUUGAAAAAAAAAAAAAAAGAGUGAAAAAAAUCAAGAAGAAAAAAAAAUUUUUUUUUUAUCUCAAUAAUUUAUAACAGGAAAAAAGAAACGAAAAUUAUAAAAAUAUAACAAAGAAAAUAAGAAAAAUAAAAAAAAAAAAAUAUAAAAAAUGGCAGAUACAAACGAUAUAAUUGAAUUAAAUGUUGGUGGGGUUCAUUACACUACAACUUUAAAAACAUUAACAAGUGAUAAAAAUUCAUUAUUAAAUGAAUAUUUUACUGAUAUUAAAAAAAAAGGUAUUAAAGAUAGUAAAGGAAGAUAUUUUUUGGAUCGUGAUGGUGUUUUAUUUCGUUAUAUAUUGGAUUAUUUACGUGAUAAACAAUUAAAUUUACCAGAAGGUUUUCGUGAAAAAGUUCGUUUACGUAUGGAAGCUGAACAUUUUCAAUUAAUUGGAAUGAUAGAAAGUAUGAAAGAAUUAUCUGAAAUACGUCCAACUGGUUGUAUAACAAUUGGUUAUCGUGGAAGUUUUCAAUUUGGUAAAGAUGGUUUAGCUGAUGUUAAAUUUCGUAAAUUAUCACGUAUAUUGGUAUGUGGACGUGUUGCAUUAUGUCGUGAAGUAUUUGGUGAUACAUUAAAUGAAUCACGUGAUCCAGAUCAUGGUGGACCAGAUAGAUAUACAUCAAGAUUUUUUUUGAAACAUUGUUUUAUUGAACAAGCAUUUGAUAUGUUAAAUGAUUGCGGUUUUAAAUUAUCUGGUAGUUGUGGUUCUGGUACAGCUGGUUCAGCUGCUGAAUUAAAACCAGGUGUUGAUUCUGAAGAGAAUAGAUGGAAUCAUUACAAUGAAUUUGUAUUUAUACGUGAAUAAAAAAAUAUUUUUUUUUUUUGAAUAUUUUUAAUUAUUUUUAAUUAUUUCAAUUUAUUUUUAUAAAUAAAUACACAUACAUACAAUACAAUAAUAUUUAUAAUUUUAUUUUAAAUUAAAUUAAUUUAUAUAUAUUUCAAAUUCUCAUAUUCUAUACAUAUUAUAUACAAUUUAUAAUUUUCAUAUAUAAUUUUUAUUUUAAUGAUAAAUUAAUUAUUUAUCAAAAUUAAAAAAAAAAAAUUAAAUAAACACAAAUAUAAUACAAAUUUUUUGCAAAAAUAUAUACAUAUAUAUUAUGUAUAUAUAUAUACAUAUAUAAAGAAAUCAUAAAUUAAACAAGGAAAUAAAAAUAAUAAUUAUUAAAUAAUUGUAAUAAGUAUUAAGAAUAAAGUAUAGAAAAAAAAUAACAAUAAUGAAAAUAAAUAAUCAUAAUAAAUUAUAUAGUAAAAUUAUAUUAAACAAAGAGAAGAAGAUGAAGAUGAAGAUGAAAAAGAAGAAGAAAAAAAGAACAAACAAAAACGAUAAUCAUUAUCAUUUUAACGCAUAAAGCAAAAAAAAAAUAAUAUGAACACUUCUAUAUACACAAAUUAUUUAAAAUAAUAUGAAAACGUUAUUAUAAUUUACACAUAUGUAUAUAUAUAUACAUAUAUGUACACAACUAUAUACACAUUAUAUGAAUGUAUAAUAAUAAUGAAAACUUCAAUCAACGAUUUACAAGAAAAAAAAAGAAAUUAUAAGACAUUUU
Condylostylus longicornis is the source of this 2574-nucleotide messenger RNA. It is a transcript of the gene Ktl, whose product is annotated as BTB/POZ domain-containing protein KCTD12. NCBI's taxonomy places the organism in Eukaryota, Metazoa, Arthropoda, Insecta, Diptera, Dolichopodidae. The transcript has a single exon. The coding region runs from base 1137 to 1832 and encodes 231 amino acids. The record is from RefSeq and is a predicted model, not a curated record. Gene Ontology annotation, biological process: protein homooligomerization.